AUUUUUCAUAGUAUUAAGAAUUUUCAUCAUUCUUAAAAUUUCCAUAAUUUUCAAAAAUUUAAAAAUUCUCAGGGCUGCAGUUUCCAUAGUUAAAUAAUGCAACAAAAACAUUUACCUUUAGAUUGAAUUGAAAUAAGGAUGCAGAUAACGCUAUAUACCUCCUAAGAGUUUGCCAGAUUAACUAGAGGUUUAAGAAUUUGCGCCAUAGACGUAGAGAUUAUUUAUGAUUGUUAUAUUCUUUAUUUCUGAUGGUAUUCACCACAGGCGUAGUCAAACAGUCUCGCUGAGAGGGGUUUCUUAUCUAUUAUUUAAGCCUUGUGACUGGGAGUUUUUAGGAAAAUACUCGUAUUCUGAAUUUCUGGUGGUGAACCUUCACACCCCAAAGGUUACGCCUCUGGUAAUUGUUGUUGUAUAAUGUAUGUUUUAUAGUAUUUAAUGAUCUAGUCAUUAUUUUGUUGAAUGUUAAAAUAUUUACCUUAGGUUCAGUUCUUUGCUGUAAUCCUUUAGCAUUAUUAGUCUUAGUUGUAUUAUUUCUAAUAGUUUGAUUUUACCUUGGAACGUAAUUCAAAUGUAUACUAUUGUAAAUACUUUUCGCAGUGAAUUUCCCGCAAAAGGGUGUUUGAAAUCCCUAUGCUUUAUACUCUAAGCUCUAUAUACCUAUACUAUUUACUACAGAUAUUAAAAAAACUGUAGCUGCUCUCAUAUACGCAUUAAAAUACUAUUAAGACAUUUUAUUGAUGUUUGAAAUCUCUAAGUACGUAUUUGUUGAAUUUAUAAAAAUUUAAGUAUCUAUGUAUUUACUGUGGCAAUUUUUUUUAACCCAAACUCAACCUCACGACACUUUAAAUUUUUUCGCGAUUAUAUUCGAACAUCUAUUUCGUGCGCAUAUAGCCAUCAAUAACCGAAAAGGAUUUUAACAUCUCAAGAUCGCACUUUUCACUAGAUCAUAACCUAUACAUAUACUUUAUCUGAAGUCACUUGAAACACUGUGAAAUACCGGGUGCGUUUUAUAUAUCUAUAUUUAAGACGCUCUG
Messenger RNA from Acanthoscelides obtectus, 1034 nucleotides. Lineage: Eukaryota; Metazoa; Arthropoda; Insecta; Coleoptera; Chrysomelidae. The record is from the annotation of a GenBank genome assembly.